UACUAUAGAUAUUCAUUGUGGUUGUCAAAACUACCCAUCUCAAGGAUUAAUAGUACCAGUGACUUUUCAUCGUUCUGUGCCUGGAAAUGAACAUUUCGAGUCAAAGGAUUUGCUGAAGAUGGUGGUGAAAAAUGUUAGAAGAUGACAGCGAAUGUUUGCGAGCUAGUUCUACGCCAUCUUUGGCCUCCCUCCCUGUCCAUAAAAAUAGAAAAACGGGAGUGCAUUUUGGAAUAUACAGGGAGAAAACUGUACCAGAGUACUUGGUGCCGAAAAAACCACGAGUAAAUCUUCACCAUUCCAGAAUCGUCAUACUCACCAUCAUGGCAUCCGGCAUUAUCCUUGUGAUAUGUUUGACACUACUUGAUUUUACGAUGACUCAAACGAGAAGUGUUCCAGUAAUCCAUUAUGCUCGAUAUCGCCUCGAAAAAAAUUCCAACCAAAAUUCUCAGGACUCCAAACCCAGGAGACAUAACUACACGCAAGCCGACCCUAAGUCUGACCUUCUCCUGUAUAGUUCUCCGUUGAGCAUAAGAAAAUCAAACUCCUCCGGUUGCUCCCACUGCGGCUCAGAAAAUGAAGAGAGUUUAGCAGAUGUGAAACAAAUUCCCUCGGUAAGCCGAAGUAAGAGAAUCCCUUUCGUUAGCAGCGAGACCGAUAAUGUGAGUGAUGAAUUUCAUGCUGUCGAUUUUCAGAGUCAAAAACUAAAAAGCCAUGAAGAUAAAAGCAUCACAGAGGAUAAAGCUCACCAUUCAAAUGGUAAUAUGGAAGGUAUUUUAAAGCGGAAAGAAAAAGCAUCACUAAUCAAUGACACUAGUAUAACACUUUUAUCUGAUGGUAUCGACACAACCCAACAAAUUUUAGCCGAGACCGAAAUCCCUGAUAUCAACAAAACAGAUCUUUACACACAUGAGAAUACUGAGGAGUUUUCGACAAGUUCAACAGACUCUUGGACCGAACGAACAUCACCACAAAGCGAGAAAGAACUCUCUAAAAUGUUUGAAGGAUCAACAGAGUCAUGGACCGAAAAAAUACCAUUUGAGGACGAAGAAUUCCGGAUGGGAUCUGAAGAGGGUGAUCCGAGUCAUAAUUUACACUAUGUCUACGUCGAGCCAAAAAAACCGGCGUACGUUACCCCUAUUCCGGAGAGCCAAAAUCCGGAACCGGAGAUUCGAACCACGAUCGCUCCGGAAAACCACCGUAGAUUCCCAGCACGCCCACGCAGUCGACCCGCAAAGCUCUACUCGAAAAGAAAAAGCCCCAACUCACGGUCCAACGGUGCUCGGGCCCUACCGCAAAUCCAAAUCCUCGAAAGUGAUUCAUCUCAACAGCCACAAAAGUUGGAAUUGAUCAGCCCUCAAGUCACACUCGAAAAAGGAGGCGUGUUCGAAGAUGAUUCUUUUCCGGACCCGAACCCUGCACCAAAGUCGGAAACGCGACCUAUGGAACGACGCAUAUCUUUCGCCGAUUUCGAAGAGUACCCGCAACUUUCCAACUAUAAAAAUUUGGACCACGUCAAAAGUGUUAUGGACAUUAUACAAUAUUUAAACACAGAGAGCCCGUUCGAAGGAACCUCAAAAGACAAACUUGCAUCAAAUUCCGGUUCCAGACGUAAAGAACGCCACAGGCAACGGACCAACGCCCGCGCUGAAACACAGAAUGAACCGACUGAUGACCCGUAUACCGCUGUCGAGACCGUGGAGAAAGAACUCACCUAUCCUCCUGAUUUCGGUGACACACGCCCGGUGGAUAAUUUCGUCCCUUUGCGGAAACGCAUCGGCUCCAAGCGUUACGAUUUUGACGCAGCCAAAAAUCAAGAGUCUAAUGAUUAUUUGACUUCGGAUUUGGGUGACAUUCACAGUCCCGUCAUUCCUGACGACCCGGAACCUUCGAAAAUUUUGGACGAUCGAGCUCAGACCUCGGUCCCCGAUUUUAUCGAGGGGCGAUAA
Bemisia tabaci is the source of this 1946-nucleotide messenger RNA. The record is from RefSeq and is a predicted model, not a curated record. NCBI's taxonomy places the organism in Eukaryota, Metazoa, Arthropoda, Insecta, Hemiptera, Aleyrodidae.